Messenger RNA from Hydractinia symbiolongicarpus, 1587 nucleotides. RefSeq names its product rRNA 2'-O-methyltransferase fibrillarin-like. Gene Ontology annotation, cellular component: small-subunit processome; nucleolus; box C/D methylation guide snoRNP complex. Lineage: Eukaryota; Metazoa; Cnidaria; Hydrozoa; Anthoathecata; Hydractiniidae. Gene Ontology annotation, molecular function: RNA binding; histone H2AQ104 methyltransferase activity; rRNA methyltransferase activity. Gene Ontology annotation, biological process: rRNA methylation; box C/D sno(s)RNA 3'-end processing. The transcript is spliced from 10 exons. Bases 105 to 1001 code for a protein of 298 amino acids. The record is from RefSeq and is a predicted model, not a curated record.
GUGCACAACACACGUGCAUCAACAUUCUAGUCAGCUUUGUUUGAAGAAGUUGCUUAUAAGAAUUGGAGACACAAUUUUUCUUUUUAAUUCUCAUUGUACGCAAAAUGGGUAGACCUGGUUUUGGUGGUGGCGGACGUGGUGGUGGAAGAGGAGGCAGAGGUGGUUUUGGUGGCCGUGGCGGUGGAGGAAGAGGAGGUGGUGGUGGAAGAGGUGGGGGUUUUGGUGGACGAGGUAGAGGUGGUGGUCGUGGUGGUGGACGAGGAGGAAUGAGAGGUGGAAGAAAAACAGUUGUUGAACCACAUCGUCAUGAAGGUGUAUUCAUUGCCAGAGGGAAAGAGGAUGCGUUGGUUACAUUAAAUUUGAUACCUGGCAACACUGUGUAUGGAGAAAAGAAAGUUUCCAUAGAUGGAGAAGAAGGAGCUGCCAAAACUGAAUACAGAGUCUGGAAUCCAUUUCGUUCGAAAUUAGCAGCAGCUAUAUUAGGCGGUGUUGAUAAAAUUCACAUGAAACCUGGUGCUAAAGUACUGUAUUUGGGAGCAGCUUCUGGAACCACUGUGUCACAUGUCUCAGACAUAGUCGGACCUGAAGGUCUUGUGUAUGCUGUAGAGUUUUCACAUCGUUCUGGACGUGACUUGUUAAAUGUGGCCAAACAAAGGACAAAUAUUAUUCCAAUUAUCGAAGAUGCUCGCCAUCCUCAUAAAUAUAGAAUGUUAGUUGGUAUGGUAGAUACAAUAUUUGCUGAUGUUGCUCAACCAGAUCAAGCUCGUAUUGUUGCUAUCAACGCGCACAACUUUUUAAAGAAUGGUGGACAUUUUGUUAUAUCUAUCAAGGCAAACUGCAUUGAUUCUACUGCUGCACCGGCUGCAGUAUUCGCAGGAGAAGUAAAGAAAUUGCAAUCUGAGAAACUAAAACCGCAAGAACAACUCACAUUGGAACCUUACGAAAGAGACCACGCAGUCGUUGUUGGAACAUACAGAGCCCCACCAAAGAAGAAGGAUUGAUGCAUAGCAUAGCAUUGAAUGAAUGAUUUAUUUCGAACUACCCACGUGUUUGCGCUACGUGGAUCAUUCGACGUUUUGAUAAUACGAAAUGAUUGACCAAGUUGGAGGAUACAACGACAUAGAUGGGACAAUUUUUUACCGUUUGAAAAACUACAUUGAACAUGCAAGGGCGUGCAAAAUUUUCUCCGUACUGUAGAUAGUAUAUCUCUGCUUCUCAUUUUUUGCUCUAAGCGUAAUAAGGUGUUUGUAUAUUCUCUGAUUCGAUUAUUUGUUUAUGAAAAUGUUUCUUAAAAUUUCCAUUUAUCUUGAAAACAGGUUUUCGUGGUUUGUGUUUAUAUCUUUUAGUCAUUUUACUUAUUUUUAAAAAAGCGAUUGUAUAAUUUUGGAAACGAUAUUUGAAUACCAGUCGAAAAUAAAUAUACAAAAACAAGAAGUAUAUUUUAACUCAGUAAAACUCAGGACAAUCCGCAAGUCGACGUUUUUAAAAUAUUUUUUCAUAAAACUAAUUUGUAGUGUUUUGUAACAUUCAGACAAUUCCUGUCAUCACAUUGUAUUUCAUUUUUUGUAUAGAGAAAUAUUAGUGGGA